AGAGGCGUCCAGUAGGUAGCACGGCACCCCGGCGGAGGACCGAGGACAGGCUUGUCAGUCAUGGCGGAGCCAGCCGGGACGAGGCGGAUCCUGGUGACGGGGGGCUCCGGGCUGGUGGGCAGAGCCGUGGAGAAGGUGGUGGCCGACGGAGCCGGCCAGCCCGGAGAGGAGUGGAUCUUUGUGUCGUCCAAGGAUGCCGACCUCACAGACGCGGGCCAAACCAGAGUCUUGUUUGAGAAGCAUCGGCCAACUCACGUCAUCCACCUGGCAGCCAUGGUGGGCGGCCUCUUCCGGAAUAUCAAGUACAACCUGGAUUUCUGGAGGAAAAACGUCCACAUCAACGACAACGUCCUCCAUUCCGCCUACGAGGCGGGAGUCCGGAAAGUGGUGUCGUGCCUUUCCACUUGCGUCUUCCCUGACAAGACCACGUAUCCCAUCGACGAGACGAUGAUCCACAAUGGCCCACCCCACAGCAGCAACUUUGGCUACUCGUAUGCCAAGAGAAUGAUCGACGUGCAGAACAGGGGUUACUUCCAGCAGCACGGCUGCCGCUUCACCGCCGUCAUCCCCACCAAUGUCUUCGGGCCCCACGACAACUUCAACAUCGACGACGGCCACGUGCUCCCGGGCCUCAUCCACAAGACCUACUUGGCCCAGCGGGAUGGCACGGCGCUGACCAUCUGGGGCACGGGAAAACCCCGCAGGCAGUUCAUCUACUCCCUGGAUUUGGCCCGCCUCUUCCUCUGGGUCCUGCGGGAGUACGACGAAGUGGAGCCUAUCAUCCUGUCAGUUGGCGAGGAGGAUGAAGUGUCCAUUAAGGAGGCAGCGGAGAGCAUCGUAGACGCCAUGGGCUUCAAGGGAGAGCUCACCUUCGACACCACCAAGUCCGAUGGGCAGUUUAAGAAAACCGCCAGCAACAGCAAGCUGAGGCGGUAUCUCCCGGAUUUCCAGUUCACCCCGUUCAAACAAGCCGUGACGGAAACCUGCGCUUGGUUCAAGGCCAACUACGCGGAAGCGCGGAAGUGAGCCCCUCACCGUGGCCUCUCCCCUGAAGCCCAAAUGCUGCUGCUGUGGCCGGCGCCACGGGCCUAGGGCUCAGGUUUGACACCGGGCUUGGGGGGCGGCUGUGGUUUUUGGGGGUGAAACCGCCGCCGGAGUCCAGGACGGGCCCUCUCUGCCAGCGGCAGAUUUCGGGAGAGGGACUCGUCGGCGACCGGAGGCCGGGCACCGGUUCGGAACGGAAAAGCGGGUUUUCCUACCCAGUUUGCCGCCGGGCAGACCCUUUCCUAUGCCCUCUGACAGCUUCCCCUCCGAACCCCAUAAUCCUUCCCCCCUCAUCCCAGGCGGACGACCUCGCCCGGCUCACGGGUGCCGUUGGGGGUGGGAUCCCAAGCAGCCGAGCCGGGACUGUCCGUCCCCUCCGGACGGAUGGCAGGUUCGCUCCGUCCCCCAUGUUGGGACUCCUGGAUUCCCGCCUUACCUCUGUAGGAGAAUCCUCCUCCUCCUCCCCAUCUGUACUCUUGGGCUAACGGGAUUCUUUGUUCUGUUUUUUUAAUCACUCGAGCCUCUUCCGAGAUUGAAAUAAAAGGCGUUUUCCCAGGC
Tachyglossus aculeatus (Australian echidna) is the source of this 1602-nucleotide messenger RNA. RefSeq names its product GDP-L-fucose synthase (gene GFUS). The record is from RefSeq and is a predicted model, not a curated record. The coding region runs from base 61 to 1026 and encodes 321 amino acids. NCBI's taxonomy places the organism in Eukaryota, Metazoa, Chordata, Mammalia, Monotremata, Tachyglossidae. Gene Ontology annotation, molecular function: GDP-L-fucose synthase activity. Gene Ontology annotation, biological process: nucleotide-sugar biosynthetic process. The transcript is spliced from 11 exons.